CACCGAUCUCUCCGGGGGAUCUUGGGCCACGGCCGACUAUCGAUGAUCAGCAUCCACCAGCCUCCAGCACUCUCCACAACGGGAAUAAGCCAUCCGUCCUGUCGGAGUAUAAGGUUAUGGUCCAUGGCAGGUCCAUAGGCCCCUCCGCGUCCCGGUCUCAGUGCUGUGCUCAUUCCCCGCCGCCAUGCCCAAGAUCAUCCCCUUCACCGCUGUCCUGCUCUCGGGACUGCUGGCUCAAUCCCAUCUCGCCGCCGCUGUCGGCCGGGCCUGCGACUCUGAGACCCGCCCAUACUCGACCUGGAUGACUGACAGCGUCAUCGCUCGCCGAGAUGCCAUUCUAGACUCCAGCACCCAAGAUGACGUCUCCAUCGUCUUCAAGAUCGCCUUGUUCGAGUCCACCGUUAUCCGACUGAAAGAGUACUACGAUGCGGAUUCCUGUGGCCAGGAGGAUUGGCACAGCUACCUAUUGGAGGGCGCCGAAAGCCUCCUCCCCCGAGUGCUGAAUGUCACCGCAGAUAUCAACGCCCCUUUGGACGUGUUCGCAACCGGGGAUGCCAUGUACCACCAAUAUGACCGCAACUCCAACGCAACCUACAAGCAAGUCCUUGAUACCCUUCACGACGCGUUCAACGCAAGAACUCGGAACUCAGAAGACGGUCUCUGGUACUACAAUGCCUACCCCAACCUCAGCUUCCUCGACGGAAGCUUCCCCCUCAGCUCCUUCUCCAGCCUCUGGCAGACCUGCUUCUCGCCCACCAACACCUCCAUCGCCAACGACCUGAUGCACAACCUCGACCUCUUCAAAGACCACUGCCACGACGACAGCAGCGGCCUCCUCUUUCACGGCUACGACGCCAGCAAAUCCGCCUGGUGGGCCGACCCCACCACCGGCGCGAGCCCCUACGUCUGGGACCGCGCCUUGGGAUGGUGGCACAUGGCGCUCGUCGAUCUCCUCGAACAAACCGACAACAACAACAUCCUGAACCAGACGCAACGCGACGACGUCUACACGAAAUACUGGAACCUCGCCAACACCAUCAUCAAUGACGCUGACAACUCCACCGGCUGCUGGUGGCAGGUCAUGUUGCACGGCGGCCAGGAAGGGAACUAUAUCGAAUCAAGCGGCUCCUCUAUGUUCGUGUACUCGUUGCUCAAGGGCGCCAGAUUGGGGUAUUUGUCGGGUUCGACGCCGAAUGGUGUGGGAUAUACUGAUGCGGCGGAGAAAUGCUACAAUUAUCUCGUGGAGAAUUUUAUUACCCAAGAAUCGGAUGGCACGUUGGGUAUGGAUCGCACGGUCUCGGUGUGUGGGUUGACGGAUCCGACGUUUGAGUACUACACUUCCCAACCCAUCGACUACAACAGCGUCUUCGGCACCGCACCCUUCAUUCUCGCUAGCUGGGAGCACGAGAUGUUCACAGCGGGAUCCGACACUUAAAAACUAUACACUACCAGUUACCCACUCUAGUUACCCAUAAUCCAUAGAAACAACAUACUCCGACACGACAAAUACCCACUUCUCCUAUAAUCCAAAUCGUACCUCGUAUCUCCUGAUCCCAUGACAAACUCUCCCCAUAGCCCAAG
This is a messenger RNA of Aspergillus ibericus CBS 121593, 1581 nucleotides long. Its product is annotated as cell wall glycosyl hydrolase YteR. Gene Ontology annotation, biological process: carbohydrate metabolic process. The transcript is spliced from 4 exons. The record is from RefSeq and is a predicted model, not a curated record. Lineage: Eukaryota; Fungi; Ascomycota; Eurotiomycetes; Eurotiales; Aspergillaceae. The coding region runs from base 185 to 1435 and encodes 416 amino acids.